AUGACAAGACAAAACACCGCAAUUUAUCAAAAGAUUGCUGAAAAGAGAGCAAACUUGGAACUUCUAAGAGAGUUCAGACUGUUGACUGAUGAAUUAGCCAAUGAAUUGGAACAAAUUGGCGAUCAAUUGGAAACAAUGAAAGAUGGAACAAGUAGUGUGGCGUUGAUUUUAUCUAAUUGGCAACGAGUGAUCCAAUCAAUCUCAUUGGCAUCGCUAAGCUUGCUAAAACUGACUAACACGGCCACAAACGAGGAAGUAGAUCAAGAUGCAUAUCCCGAACCCUUGAUCAGAAUAAAUUUACAAGAUGAAAACGAAGAUGAACAAGAAAGUGAGAGUAAUGACGAGCUAAAUGGACGAUAA
Lodderomyces parapsilosis is the source of this 360-nucleotide messenger RNA. It is a transcript of the gene DAD2, whose product is annotated as Dad2p. The transcript has a single exon. Bases 1 to 360 code for a protein of 119 amino acids. Gene Ontology annotation, cellular component: mitotic spindle midzone; mitotic spindle; DASH complex. The record is from RefSeq and is a predicted model, not a curated record. NCBI's taxonomy places the organism in Eukaryota, Fungi, Ascomycota, Pichiomycetes, Serinales, Debaryomycetaceae. Gene Ontology annotation, biological process: attachment of spindle microtubules to kinetochore; mitotic cell cycle.